AGCAUAGACGUAGACUUACUUCGUGACACUCGCCUUGUCUUGCUGGUACACCAGAAGGUGAAGGACAGAAUGCCAUGACGAGGGCGAGAACGAAUCUACAGCUCACCCAUGGCUGUUCGGGUUUUGUUGGUCGUCUUUGCUGCUUGUCUUUGGGCAACUCCAUGCUUGUCUUGGAGAGAGCUCCAAGAACGUGACAUCCAGCGUCUAUUUGAUGUUGAAAGCGCUGAAAAAGCUCCCCAACAUGAAAUUAUCUACCCCUAUGUGGUGACGGAAGAGGGUGCAUUUGCUGUCACCGGUGACGCUCUCAGCUCAGAUAAUUUGCGUCUAACGUUCCAAGCCUUCGGUGAAGAUUUCGAUCUGCCCCUCCAACGAGACGACUUUGGCAUCUCACCAGACUUCGAAAUGCCGGCGAUAUCUGCCGAAGGCAGACAAAAGCUUCCUAUCCGAACCGACUGCUUGUACUCAGGAAAAUGGAACUCGGACCCGGAAUCCGUAGUUACCGCGGAAACUAGCGAGGGUUUGCAUGUGAUGAUUUAUCGCAAGGGUGUGCCGAUACACGUCACGCCACUGAAGGAUCACCCAGCUAGUCAUGAAGGUGUUGGUCUGGCCCACGUUGCGUAUAAGGGCAGCAAUGAAAUCCGUUGCGGUGUUGACAGUAGUGUCAUGGGUCCAGUUCGAUACACCACUGAGCACGAAACCUCGGAACCCGUUCACAAAGAGGCACAAAAAGUACUUGAACUGGCGCUGUACGCCGACUACCAGCUGUAUGAGAAACACGGGAGUGAAACCGGCCAGAAGCUCAUCAGACUUGGUGCAGCGGCCACUGGACUUCUCAAACUUCAAUCUCUCACGGGCGGCAAUUUAAAUAUCAAGCUCACAGGGGGCGGAGUCAUUACAGACGAGGACGAGCUUCAAACGACAACAAAUAUAGUUGACUCGCUCUUCAAGUGCAGAGAUCAUGCAGGUGAUAAUUGGAAAGCACCAGGUGAACCGUUUCACUUUGACAAUGCUGCCUAUGUAUCAGGACAACCCUAUAUUUUCACGGUGGGCUAUGCGUACAUCGGUGUAUGCGGAAACAAGCAUGCUGUCUCGAUAUCGGGAUUUCGAGAACCAGACGGCAAUGCUCCUACACUCGCUCACGAAAUAGGGCACAAUCUCGGCUGUCGGCAUGAUGGUACUGAUAACACAUGUGACAGCGGGACCUAUAUCAUGGCUAGUGGUGUGCCUUUCGAUUUCAACCCAUCUACGUGGUCGACCUGCAGCAAGGACGAAUACGAUAAGUUUAUGGCGACCGUAAGUUGUUAUGACGACUAAGCCCAAUUGCAGCUGGCCAGAGCCCCGCCUUGUGAACGUUUCUUCGCAAAUAUACCAGCUUUGUGUGAAAUUUAAUUUAGUGGGUUUUUGAUCUAUUUUCUGAGGUUGUAUUGCAUUCUUUUUUAGAAAACAGGGCCGUAGUAUAUAAAAAGUGUUCCCCCUACAGGGUUACGUUUUCAUUCAAUUGAUACUUCAUAGUGUCAAGUAACCGGACAUGAAAGACUUGUAGCAGGUUUGUUUAAUAUUAAUUACUUUGGCAUAAAGGGUUGCCUUCUUUUAAGAACGAUUUGGGUUCUUGGUUACCAUUAUUAAAUUAUGUUCUACUUUAAGACUUGAAAGAGGGGUACUCGUUAUAUUCCAUUAACAAAUUCACAGUAACCAUCGUUAUUCAAAACACAGAAAAGUCCUUGUACAAGUCCAUGUACAAGGCAAGUUUCGGGUAAUUUCAAAUUCUUUACGUAUAAACAGCGAAUAGGAGAGUAUAUGAUUUCAGUUGGCUCCAGAAUUGAAAGGGGAUCUCUUUUCUUGAAAUUUUCUGUGUAAAAAUUAUGAAAUAGCUUGUUCUUGGUUUCAUUGUUUUUCCUGUGUAAAGCUAUGUUGUUUUUUCUGACUUUAAAAGUAGUUUAGGCAAAACAAAAAGCAAACAGCAACGGAAGGUGAGAAU
Molecule: messenger RNA, 1978 nt
Organism: Acanthaster planci (crown-of-thorns starfish)
Lineage: Eukaryota; Metazoa; Echinodermata; Asteroidea; Valvatida; Acanthasteridae
Product: zinc metalloproteinase-disintegrin-like ohagin
Biological process (GO): proteolysis
Molecular function (GO): metalloendopeptidase activity
Source: RefSeq, a predicted model, not a curated record